AUGGGUCAUGUGGGGUCUUUUGAGCUGAACGGAGUACACAUCCAAACCAGAGCAACAUCCAACGAGAAAGAGAUCGAGAAGCAUAUAUCAUCAUUCAUGCAUCCUUCCAACAAUCAUCGAACCAAAGUAAUCGGUUUCGAUGCCGAAUGGCUUCUAUUAGACGCCACAGAACCAGAAGCCAUUACAAAAUCGAAAUGCGCCACCAUACAACUCUGUGAUGGACAUUCAUGUCUUAUUAUCCAGCUAAAUCAAUUUAACUCAUUCGAGAGUUGGGCUUAUGACUCAGAAUUGGAAUCAAAGAGAAUUUUGCGAAGUUGGAGAAGCAGUAAUGGGUUUGCAUGCAGAAAUGCUGUUGAGCUUGGACAUUUAGCUGCUACUGUGAUGAAGAGUCCUCGGUUGAGUUUUUGUGGUGUUGAUGAGUUAGCUUUUGUGGUGUGUAAGCUUGAUUUGAGAAAAUAUAGGCCUUUAACAACGGCUUUUGAUUGGGGUUGGUGUCUUCUUAGCAAAGAACUUGCUAAACUUGCUACUGUUAAUGUUUAUUCUUAUUAUAAGAUUGGGAGCAAACUGCUUCAUCGUGGUGUUGUAGGCAGAUGUAAAACUGUUGAUGGAACUUCUAAGCAGGCUACAAGAAAGAGAAAGAGAAAAGAAGUUGAAACGAAAAAAAGUAGAAAACUGUGGGAUACAUGGCAAAGAUAG
This is a messenger RNA of Vicia villosa (hairy vetch), 696 nucleotides long. RefSeq lists its product as uncharacterized. NCBI's taxonomy places the organism in Eukaryota, Viridiplantae, Streptophyta, Magnoliopsida, Fabales, Fabaceae. The coding region runs from base 1 to 696 and encodes 231 amino acids. Gene Ontology annotation, molecular function: nucleic acid binding; 3'-5' exonuclease activity. Gene Ontology annotation, cellular component: cytoplasm; nucleus. The transcript has 2 exons. The record is from RefSeq and is a predicted model, not a curated record.